Messenger RNA from Globicephala melas (long-finned pilot whale), 1283 nucleotides. RefSeq names its product transmembrane protein 107 (gene TMEM107). Lineage: Eukaryota; Metazoa; Chordata; Mammalia; Artiodactyla; Delphinidae. The record is from RefSeq and is a predicted model, not a curated record. Gene Ontology annotation, cellular component: MKS complex. Gene Ontology annotation, biological process: non-motile cilium assembly; protein localization to ciliary transition zone.
GGCGGUGACAGUGGUAUCCGGAGAGUCGUCCUGGGCAGCGCAGCGGGGGCUGGGGGCCGGGCGGCUCCCGGCGUGGGCAUCCGGGUAGGAAGGAGUGUCCUGGGCUAGGCAGGGCGGGUUUCCGUUCGCCGUGGCUGCGCGGGCAGAGUCGGCAGUGCGGGACCGCGCCACCGGCGCACACUCUCAGGUGCCGACAGCUCGGCUGCGCGCGGAGAGGCGGCUGGCUGUCCGCACCCGGCCGGGAUGAGGUACAGAGGACCCGUACCCGCGAUCCUCUGGGGGUUCUCCGCGGCGCGAUAAUUUACUGCUCUCGCGAUAUUUUCAGAGAUUUCCCGUCGUAGCCCCAGCUUAUGCGGUUACCAAGGCAACUGGGCGGCACCGGAGCGAGCGGGAAGGCGGAGUACGUCGAAUUUUUGUAGGCUAGCCUGGAGACUUAAGGAGUGGCCCUCCCUGAGCUUCCAGUCCCAGAGACCACGGCCUCUGCUCCAGGAGGUAACCCUUACCCAGGGGGCCAUGGGUCGGAUCUCGGGACUCGUGCCCUCUCGCUUUCUGACGCUCCUGGCGCAUUUGGUGGUCGUCAUCACCUUAUUUUGGUCGCGGGACAGCAACAUCCAGGCCUGCCUGCCUCUCAAGUUUACCCCUGAGGAAUAUGAAAAGCAGGACAUGCAGCUGGUGGCAGCGCUCUCUGUCACCCUGGCCCUCUUUGCAGUGGAGCUGGCCGGUUUCUUCUCAGGAGUUUCCAUGUUCAACAGCACCCAGAGCCUCAUCUCCAUUGGGGCUCACUGUAGUGCAUCUGUGGCCCUAUCCUUCUUCAUAUUUGAGCGUUGGGAGUGCACCACGUACUGGUACAUUUUUGUCUUCUGCAGUGCCAUCCCAGCCGUCACCGAAAUAGCAUUAUUCAUCAGCGUCUUUGGGCUGAAAAAGAAACCUUUCUGAUACCUUCGUGACUGGAAGUAGGGAUGAAGGCUGGAGAAGCGAGGGACCACUCACCGUUCCUGGAAGAAGGGAACCAUAGACUUCAGCCCUCCCCCUAAAACUGCAUUUGGUGGAGGAUGUCAGUGUUAGGGUAAUUGUCUCUCGAGUCUGGAGUUAUGAGUUUUGUUUACAAUUCUUUGUAAAAAAAAUAUAUUUUAGGGUAAGAUCAAGACUUACUGGAAUUCGUGGCAGUACAGUGGUUAGGACUCCGCGCUUCCACUGCAGGGGGCGCGGGUUUGAUCCCUGGUCGGGGAACUAAGAUCCCGCAUGCCGCGCAGCGUGGCCAAAAAAAAAAAAAAAAAAAGAUA